UCCUGUUAUUUGUGUCUGUUUGUUUGCGUGUCCCAGGGCCCCUUCAAAGAAACGUGUCGGAAGAGUUUCUUUGGGCUCAAGUCUUCGAGCUCCCAGGGCUGGCACCUCCAGAUUUUGCAAGCUGCCCAGAAAACUAGAGCCCUUCAACUCUGCCUUCGGCCACGCCCUGCUCGGCGAUGCCGUGCCAGCUUGUCCUGAGCGUGCGGGAGCGCGCCGUGCCAGGGCUCAACCGCGGCUGGCGCACCCCGGACCCCUCGCCCACGCGAGACCCUGACGAUGUGGCACGCUACGGUGUGGCCAGUUGGUCCAGCUAUGAAAUGACAGAGGCCUCUGAGAUCCUCGACGCGGACGCCUCCGACAUCAGCACCCACCAGGCCGAGCGCGCAGCAGGCACCGUCCACGCCUGUGAGAUCGUGGGGGCCGGCAAUCCCUCGGGCCAGGACUUCGACCGCCUGGACGUGGCUUGGGCGCGCUUCCGCACGCCGUCCCCUGAGGAUCGCACGCUGGCGCCGUGCGCGCCGCUGGCGUGGCCGCAGGGCAUUCCCUUCGGGCAGCAGGUGCUGGCCCCUGCCGGCCAGGCGGGGGCCGUCCCGGACACGCCCCACGCCCACAUCCGCAUGCCGUCCCUGGAGGCCCGCGCGUUGGCGCCGCGCGCGCCAUGGGCGUGGUCGCAGGGCGUGCCCGAGAAGCCCCAGCAGAUGCCGUUCGGGGAGCCCCGUGUGGAGCCGCCGCCGCCGCCGCCGCCGCUCCCGCCGGCGCAUGCGGCCGGCGCGGCGCUGCGCGGCCGCGCGGGUGUCCAAGAGCCCAAGACCGCCAUGGCGAAGCAGAGGUGCCCACCGCCGGAGCGCACGGGCAUGCCGCAGGAGCUCGGGGGGGUGCUCAGCGUCGGGUCCGUGGGCCACCCCUACGCGUGCGAGGCCGCCUGCAAGUUCGUGCGCAAGAGCCGCGGGUGCAAGCUCUGGGCGGACUGCAGCCGCUGCCACGCGUGCGUCUGGAACCGCUACGAGGCCAACCGGGCGGCAAGAAACGUGGGUGGCUGCCCGCCCUGUCCGGUGGUGCGUUGACAUCGCCGGUGCCUCGCAGAGGGGUGGGUGUGGGA
Messenger RNA from Prorocentrum cordatum, 1099 nucleotides. Lineage: Eukaryota; Dinophyceae; Prorocentrales; Prorocentraceae. The record is from the annotation of a GenBank genome assembly.